AUGGCGACGCCUGACUUUGGUCGGCUACCCGAAUUCAGCGGCAGCUCCGGCUCCUGGAGAUCCUGGUAUGGGAGGCUACAGUUCUUCUUCGAGGCUAACGACAUUACGGACGCUUCCAAGAAACGUGCUCAUCUGCUAACGUUAUGCGGGGAACAGACUUACGACGUCGUCUGCGCCCUCGUUCAACCCAAGCAGCCCAACCAAGUGAGCUACGAUGACAUAGUCGAGAUGCUCAAGGCGCAUUUUGAUCCACAGCUGUCUGAGGUCUUCUGCAGGGCACGCUUCCAACGUCGUGACCAACGGCAUGACGAAACGGUCAGUGAUUACGUAACAGCGCUCAAGAAGCUAGCAGCAGAUUGCAAUUUUGGAACAAGCGUAGACGCUGCGGCGAAUCCAACAAUGCUGCCUCUUGAUGUAAUGCUGCGUGAUCGUUUCGUUUGCGGUCUUCGGAACGAGCAGGUCCAGCAACGGCUGUUCGCAGAAAAGGACUUGACAUUCAAGAGAGCCUUUGACAUUGCACUGCGAGCUGAAAACGCCGUCGAAGAUCAGAAAAACGUGAAAACGGAAUUCAAAGAGAUUCACUAUAGGGACUGA
Messenger RNA from Rhipicephalus sanguineus (brown dog tick), 594 nucleotides. RefSeq lists its product as uncharacterized. NCBI's taxonomy places the organism in Eukaryota, Metazoa, Arthropoda, Arachnida, Ixodida, Ixodidae. The record is from RefSeq and is a predicted model, not a curated record. The transcript has a single exon. Bases 1 to 594 code for a protein of 197 amino acids.